Messenger RNA from Thunnus maccoyii (southern bluefin tuna), 2487 nucleotides. Its product is annotated as protocadherin alpha-8-like. Gene Ontology annotation, cellular component: plasma membrane. The transcript has a single exon. Lineage: Eukaryota; Metazoa; Chordata; Actinopteri; Scombriformes; Scombridae. Gene Ontology annotation, molecular function: calcium ion binding. The record is from RefSeq and is a predicted model, not a curated record. Gene Ontology annotation, biological process: homophilic cell-cell adhesion. The coding region runs from base 22 to 2487 and encodes 821 amino acids.
UUUAAACAUCCUUAUGGAAUUAUGCCUGUACCAAUGAGGACUUCUAUUGUUUCAUAUUUGGUGCUUGUGUUACUGGAGUGUUGCUGGGAAGCGGUGUCUGGGCACCUCUCCUAUUCCGUGUUAGAGGAAGUGAAUCCGGGGACUUCUGUUGGAAAUAUCGCUAAGGAUCUCAACCUCAGUCUCCAGGAUUUGGAGUCCCGUAUGUUUCAGAUUGUUACUGGAUCAAAAAGAAAAUAUUUCGAAGUAAAUGUAAAGACUGGUGGUCUUUACGUUAACGAGAGAAUAGACAGAGAGGAGCUCUGUGCGAAGGCACCAAAAUGUACAGUCAGUGUAGAGGCCGUGAUAAACAAUCCAUUGAAGCUGUAUCGCUUAGAAAUAAAUAUACUAGAUGUUAAUGACAACGACCCCUUAUUCACGGAAAAGUCUCAAAUUGUAGACAUAGCAGAGAAUACGCUGCCUGGCAUGAAAUUCGCUUUGUCCGAAGCUAUUGAUGCAGAUGUAGGUAAGAAUACGGUGAAUGUGUUUAAAUUAACACCAAACGAUUAUUUUUCUCUCGCUACAACUAAAGGAGGAGACAGCGUGUCUGCUGAAUUAGUCUUACAAAAAACGCUGGAUAGAGAGAAACAGCCUGUGAUACAUCUCACCGUGACAGCUAUAGACGGAGGGACUCCACCGAGAUCAGGCACGUCACAGGUCAUUAUACACGUUUUAGACAUAAAUGAUAACCCUCCAGUGUUUAGUAAUCCUUUGUACAAAACUCGUAUAUUUGAAAACACGCCAAUCGGGACAACUGUGAUUAUACUAAAUGCAACAGAUGCAGACGAGGGGACAAACGGUGAGAUCGUGUAUUCUUUAAGAAGUAAAGGGCAGGAUCGUAUACUGGAGAUUUUUCACAUUGAUCCCAUAACGGGUGCGAUUAUGGUAAAAGCUAAUGUCGAUUAUGAGGAAUAUACAGCCUUCGAGAUCCGUGCAGAAGCAAACGAUAAAGCCCAGCCACCGAUGUCUGCUCACUGCAAAGUGCUGGUAGAAGUAAUAGAUGUAAAUGACAACGCUCCAGAGAUCACUGUGACGUCACUGUUCAAGACUGUAAAGGAGGACGCUGAUGCAGGUACUGCUGUUGCACUUGUAUCAGUUCUAGACAGUGAUGGCGGUAGAAAUGGUGAAGUGAAAUGUACAAUCUUAAAUCAGGUGCCCUUUAAAUUAGAGACAAAUUACAAAAAUUAUUAUUCUUUAGUUGUUGACGGGGCUCUUGACAGAGAAAUUACCUCACAUUACAACGUCACCAUAUCAGCUACAGACGAAGGGACUCCUCCUCUCUCCAAUACUAGUGUUAUUGUUGUUCACGUAUCUGAUGUAAAUGACAACUCCCCUCGUUUCUUAGAGCCCGUGGUGAAUGUUUACGUGAAAGAAAACGGUAAAGUGGGGGCAAUUAUUAAAACUGUGUCUGCAUUUGAUGCUGACAUUGACCAGAAUGGUCAGGUGAGAUAUUCAUAUUUAGACAGUAAUAGUAACUCAUUGCCAAUAUCUACAAUGGUGAAUAUAAACUCAGAGACUGGGGAUAUAAUCAAUCUGCAGUCUUUUAACUUUGAGGAGUUGAAAACAUUUCAGUUUAAAGUUCAGGCCACAGACUCUGGUGUUCCUCCGCUCAGCAGCAACGUGACUGUGAACGUUUUUAUUCUGGAUGAAAAUGACAACAGUCCUGCUAUUCUGGCGCCCUAUUCUGAGCACGGCUCUGUCAACAGUGAGAGCAUCCCGUAUUCUGCUGAAGCGGGCUACUUUGUGGCAAAGAUCAGGGCUGUAGACGCAGACUCUGGAUACAAUGCGCUGCUUUCUUAUCACCUGUCUGAGCCCAAAGGAAACAACCUCUUCCGGAUCGGAACCAGCACCGGGGAAAUCAGGACUAAGAGGAGAAUGAGUGACAAUGACCUGAAAACUCACCCCCUGGUGGUGUUGGUUUCUGAUAACGGAGAACCCUCCCUGUCAGCUACUGUGUCUAUUGAUGUGGUGGUGGUUGAAAGCACAGCUGACAUCCAGACUCAGUUCAGACAUGUGCCUGUGAAGGAGGAGAGCUUCUCUGAUUUAAACCUGUAUCUGCUGAUCGCCAUUGUUUCGGUGUCAGCGAUCUUUCUGCUGAGCCUCAUCAGUUUAAUAGCUGUCAAAUGUCACAGGACAGACGGCAGUUUCGGCAGGUACGGCGCCCCAAUGAUCACCACCCACCCUGACGGGAGCUGGUCUUAUUCUAAAGCUACUCAGCAGUAUGACGUGUGUUUCAGCUCAGACACACUCAAGAGUGACAUGGUGGUUUUCCCCGCACCGUUUCCACCUGUAGAUGCGGAGCUGAUCAGUAUUAAUGGAGGAGACACUUUUACCAGGACUCAGACUUUACCUAAUAAAGAAAAGGUAAGAGGCAUAAAGAAUGAACACUAUCAAACAGUGCAUAUUUUGUGUCUUUUAUAUAUAACUUUAGCUGCUUUACAUGAGGGCUAA